GUUUGCCCGGUGUGGAUGUGUCAGAUAUGGCUGCCGUCGGGAUACCGAGCCCACGUGGCGGGAGAGUCGGGAGAGUCGCUAGCGGCGCCAGAAGUGGUGGGGUAUUGGAGAAAAGAGUGACAGGCGGAGGAAGACGAGGAAGAGGAGUGGGAGGGGGAGGAGGAGGAGGAGGAGGAGGGGGAGGAGGAGGAGGAGGAGAAGGAGGUGUCACGAGCCCUCGAGGACAGAGCCGGUCGAGCGCUGAUCCCGAGGGGGAGGAGGAGAUUCGAGCACCUCCUCCACGUGGCGAUGAGGUGGAGGAUGCUGAAGCGACGGUAGGAAAGAAGGAGGGAGCUAAGGCGGACGAAGGGGAGGGAGUCGGGGGUGGUAAGGGUGAAGCGGCGCAUUGUUCCCCUUCCCCUCGUCCGCCUAACUGGGAGAAGGAGGGGGGGGAUCAAGGGGGAGGGAGACCAGGAAGCCCUGAAUGUCAUACGUUUUGCUCGCCAGCGGCCUUUGCCUCACGCAGAUUUGGGCCGGAGCAGACUUCUUCUGCGCAGACAAAUGCAUCGCAAGAAGCAGCAGCCGAGUCGCAGACCCCGCCAGAGGUUGGUAAUGGGGCUUACCCUGCAAAUGCAGAGAGCCAAAAGGCAUCGGCUCCGUCUUCAUCGGGUGCGAAGGGACCAGGUCCAGAGGCUGAUGAGACGCCACAGGAGCACAGAAGGGACCAGGUGCAGAGGCUUGGACAAAUGCUUGGCAAAAGAGCAAGAAGCAGAGGGGGGGGGAGGUAUAUGGAGUCCGUGGCCGCAAAAGAGAGACCAACCACGAAUUCCUCCUGGGAAGAAGGAACCGAUGGAAGUCCAGGGACGACGGCAGUGCGAAGGUCUGAUCGUGGUCAUCAAGAGCCAGAGAAUGACAGUGAUUGGCUUGGAAGGAGGCGAAGGCUAGAGAGAGCCCAUGGCAGACUGCAGGAAGCUGCUCUUCAGUCACAUUUGCUGCCACCCACUGGAUCGCUAAGCAAACUGCCCCUUGAAGGGGGUGCCAAUACCCUUGGUUUGAUGGCAUCUGACAGCUUUCCCAGCGAUCCCGAUUUUCCAAUGCCAGGUAUGAGGAGGAGAAACAGACCUUUCACUCCUCAAGAAGAGGACAAGCUCAGGAUGGGAUGGAGGGAUGGAUGGCGAGAUGUGAUGGAAGAAGGAGGAAGAAGGAAGAGGAAGAAGAAGGAGGAAGAAGAUGGAGGAAGAAGGAGGAGGAGGAAGAAGGAGGAAGAAGAAGAAGGAAGAAGAAGGAGGAAGGAGGAGGAAGAAGAAGGAGAAGGAGGAGGAAGAAGGGAUGGAUGGCAAGAUGGGAUGGUGGGAUGGAUGGCGAGAUGGAAUGGUGGGAUGGAUGGCGAGAUGGGAUGGUGGGAUGGAUGGCGAGAUGUGACGGAAGAAGGAGGAAGAACGAGGAGGAAGAAGGGGGAGGAAGAAGAAGGAGGAAGAAGGAGGAGGAGGAAGAAGAAGAAGAAGAAGAAGAAGAAGAAGAAGAAGAAGAAGAAGAAGAAGAAGAAGAAGAAGAAGAGGAGGAGCGGAGGAGGGGGAGGAGGACGUCCUUUUUUUUUUUUUUUUUCGUUCGCCGUUCGCGACAACUGCCUAAGGUCACCGAAGAUGUGCCCUGCCCCAAACAGCCAGAAGGCCGAAGAAGAUAAAGAUCGCUGUUAACUGCCAAAGGUUGACUGAUGCAACAAGAAGAAGAAGAAGAAGAAGAAGAAGAAGAAGAAGAAGAGCGGAGGAGGGGGAGGAGGACGACCUUUUUUUUUUUUUUUUUUUCGUUCGCCGUUCUCGACAACUGCCUAAGGUCGCCGAAGAUGUGCCCUGCCCCAAACAGCCAAAAGGCCGAAGAAGAUAAAGAUCGCCGUUAACU
Chara braunii is the source of this 1878-nucleotide messenger RNA. The record is from the annotation of a GenBank genome assembly. Lineage: Eukaryota; Viridiplantae; Streptophyta; Charophyceae; Charales; Characeae.